Messenger RNA from Doryrhamphus excisus (bluestripe pipefish), 911 nucleotides. It is a transcript of the gene lrata, whose product is annotated as lecithin retinol acyltransferase a. The record is from RefSeq and is a predicted model, not a curated record. Gene Ontology annotation, cellular component: rough endoplasmic reticulum. NCBI's taxonomy places the organism in Eukaryota, Metazoa, Chordata, Actinopteri, Syngnathiformes, Syngnathidae. Gene Ontology annotation, biological process: retinol metabolic process; vitamin A metabolic process. Gene Ontology annotation, molecular function: phosphatidylcholine-retinol O-acyltransferase activity.
UGAGGUACCGCGCGUGUAAGUGGGUGGGGGGCGUCAGUAAUAAAAGGACCGACGGGAGGCCAACAUGAGAGAACGUCAACAUGAUCAACUUGUUCGCGUUCCUGGUGGAGAAGCUCUCCCUCCUUUGCAACCUCAAAGUCUUCUUCGAGUCCGCGUCCGCGCAGGGCCACGAGAGACCCACGCAGCGCGGACACCCCCUGCGCAGGGGGGACCUUCUGGAAGUGCCCAGGACUCUCUUCACGCACUUCGGCAUCUACCUGGGCGACAACAAGGUGGCGCACCUCAUCCCGGAUAUCCUCCCCGCGCUCACCGACGACCGCCGGCUGAUCGGUUCGGUGGUGACCAACAAGAGGCUGAUCGUGGGCUGCGUGUACAAGUGCGCCACGGUGCGAGUGGACGCGCUGGAGGACUUCGCCUACGGUUCCCGCAUCCUGGUCAACCACAUGGAUGCCGGCGCCGGAGCCAAGGCGCUGCCCGGGGAGGAGGUGGCUCGCCGGGCGGAGGAGCUGGUGGGGGGUGUACCCUACAGCCUGCUGUGGAACAACUGUGAGCACUUCGCCACGCACUGCAGAUAUGGACGCGCUGCCAGCAGGCAGACCGAGCAGUUCUGCGAGUGCCUGAAAUCCGCCAUCAGAGACCAGCGCAGCGUCUUGGUCUCUGGAACGCUGGGCAUCAUCUCCAUGCUCUUUUUCGGCAUCGCUCCUUCCACGACGUUACCCACCAUCCUUAUUCCCUUCACUCUGUGGAUGGCUGGAUGAUUGGCUAUAGUUGGCUCUACUUUGGCAUCUAAUGCAUCCUGAUGAUGUUUGUUGCUAUAGCGACAAGAACUGGCUGAUUUCUACAGCAUUAUAGUGGACUCUGUUUUCAGCUGUGUACGAUAUUGUGAUGUAAAUAAUAAAAGGUUAUUUUUA